Physcomitrium patens is the source of this 1997-nucleotide messenger RNA. RefSeq lists its product as uncharacterized. Lineage: Eukaryota; Viridiplantae; Streptophyta; Bryopsida; Funariales; Funariaceae. The record is from RefSeq and is a predicted model, not a curated record.
UAAGAUCCAAUUACUCUGAUGCCGAGACGUAGAAUGAACUAGCAGCAAUUGCGCUGAUCACGAUAUGCCAAUGCAGCAUUUUGGUGGGCCGAAGCUAUACAAAUUUUUUUAGGUUCAUUUCCGUGGAAGAAGAGACUGGCAGGGAGCGGAGAAAUGCAAUUGGACUGCCAGAAGACGAGAACAAUCUUCUUCACAUUUUUAUGAGGUCCAGUUCGCGACUGGCAGAGCACCGGAUCGAUGAGAACGAUUCGAGACCAACAGCCGGGUGGGGAGCUGAUUUCUUAGAAUCAGCAAUUCAAUUGGUGGACAAGUGGCACAUCCAGAGGUGGGGGAAGAGGGGGGGAGGGGCAGACAAAAUGAGCGUAAAAUCGGUCCAGAACGGAGACGAAGUGUUGAGGAAAGGCCCAUGGAUGCCGGAAGAAGACGAGAUUUUGGUCGAGUAUGUGAGACAGUUCGGAGCUCGAGACUGGAGUUCCAUCAGAACCAAGGGAUUGCUGCCCAGGACUGGAAAAUCAUGUCGAUUGCGGUGGGUGAACAAGCUCAAACCCGAUCUCAAACGGAGUGGGUGCAAGUUUUCACCUGAAGAGGAGAAGCUGGUAGUGGAGAUGCAAGCCAAGCUCGGCAACAAGUGGGCCAAGAUUGCCAGUUGCUUACCUGGGCGCACCGACAAUGAUGUCAAGAACUUCUGGAGCACCAGGCAAAAACGGAUCUUGAGAGCUCUGCAACGCCCCAAGAUGGCCUCCGGCAGCACAGAUGCUUCAGCGGACACGUCAGAUCUGAGCAAGGAGCCGUCAUUGACAGACUUCGGAGGAUUUCAGGUUCACAGCCCAUCUGGAGCCGCCUCAGUAAUUGGUAGCGGCAUGGGUCACCAGUUCAUCUUUGCGGAAGGUGACAGCGAAUUCAGGGACUCCGCCAUGGACACCAGCCGGUGCCACAUGCGCCACCAUCUCCACGCUUACAAUGCCAUGGAAGCUGAUGAUGUUUUAAGUAGCCAUCACAAACUCUCCGAACCACUCCCUGCAGGGGAAUUAGGGUUUCAUGCCACCGAGAAGGACCUCACGACGAGCAUGGCCAAGGAGCUGACCGAUAGCAAAUCCCAGACUUAUCUCCACCAGCAGCUCUCAGUUGCCCUUCCCUGCGUCACAAUUGCGUCCCGCACCACGCGCUCUAUCAAACGGAGGCCGCGCUCGCGAAGGGACGCUCGCUCAACCAUCCUGUCGUGUUUUGAGCAGCCGAUCGUGGAGACCACCGAUCUCUCCAACCCCCUGGCCAUCUCCGAACUAGGUACCCCACCAAACAUUAGCGACAACUUCCCCAUCUCUCGACCAUCGCACACCAUCCCCACUCCCAUUUCUCUCAACUCUCAGCUCUCUCUCACUGAAUCCACCCUUCAGCCCAACAACCCCUCCAACACCACCAACAACUACCUGGAGUUUCUGCUGCAAUCCGACGGCUCUUUGACACAGAACGUGCAGAUCUUUUCAACGGAGUUCCCUCUGUUCCUCACUAACAGUCAUCAAUGGGAGAAGCUGCCGAUGCUGUACAGCGAGAACUCGAAUUUAUACGGGGGGUGCAAUACUAAAGACACCGAUUCUUGUAGCCCUGAUAGUGUGAUCACCAACUUCACCGAUGUGUUUGAUUCCCUUGAGCCUUUGAACUCGACCCCAUCAGAAUGGUGGGUUGCGCAAUAAGUUAUAGGAAUUAAGGUUACGGAGUUUAGGAUGUAGAAUUUGGGUGAUUUGAGCCACUGUAAUGCGCUCAGGAAUGUGGGGCAAGGGAUUCCAAGUUCGAGGUAGUCAGGAGAGCCGGAGUGGUGGGUGGAGAGUUGUGAGGCUUGAUCAUCAAUCGACAGUGGAAACGGUAGACAAAAGAGGAGUAGAUUUGUUUCAGACUGUGCCCGAGAUGUGGAGCUUUGACCAACGAGAGUGUGUAAGUGUAGUUUGUAUAACGGUAUCUAUUGUAAUAUAUAUAUUUUUUUAAUGUACUUUACUGAUCCA